AUGGCCUCUUCAGACGAUGAAUUAGGGACUUCCCAAGUCAGUAAAACGCCUCGCGCUCCGAAACCAUCCUCAACGGCACGACACUCUAAACCAGCGAACGCCACUUCCACCAAGCCCAAAGCGCGUCGUGCGCAACCCACGAAGGUGCCACCUUCCGGGCGCGGCUCGAAAGAUAGUCCAGUGGACAUCGAUCAUAGCGACCCGGCCGUGAUUGAGCCAGCGCGUAGCGGAAGAGGGAAGAACAAAGCCCCCAAUGUUGCCGAAGCGGUAGCUUCGGACAACUUGAAAGUAGGGGAACAGGGCGUCGAAGAUGCUGAUACGGAAGCAGUCACCACAAUCAACAAUCCGACACGUACCCAGAAGACAACCGCAUCAAAGGUAGAUCAUGAUAAAGAGAGCCUGAGGAAGAAAGUGCAUGAGCUCGAAAGAAUCAUUGCGAGUCAUCGCCAGACACUUGAAGAGGUCCUUGCUGUUCGAAACACUGAGGCCGAACAAAUACUAGAAGAGCAACGCCAGCUUUGGGAGACGCGUUUAGCUACUCAACAGGAGACGAUACAGGAACUCACCUCCCAUCUCGCACGCGUCGAACCUCUCAGUCGCAGUGGGACCGGAUCCGUCCUACAUUUGCUAACGAGAGACGCUGCGGAUGAAGAAAAGAAAGCUCUUGCAUCAGAGAUUACACAGUUGAAAGCCACUAUCGUAGAGAAAGAUUCUGUGAUUGCCGAAAGAGAUAAACGAAUCCUGGACUACACACAGCAAGAGAGGGAGCUACGCUAUGAAAUAAAAAUGUUGGAGGAGCGAAAGCCAUCUAACAAGCCAACAGCACGGAGUCAUAAUGCGCCUGCAGACCCCAAAACUGGAGAAAUAAUCCGCUUUUAUGAAGAUAUGACGGAGUUGCCAGUUGUGAGCAUAAAUCACCAGGGCACAUCUCAGCAUUCAGGUGACGACGAAUGGUUGCUACGUUGCGUCUACUCAGUAUCGGGUGACGAAGAGAAGAACUCGUUCUCCCUCGACUUUUCUAUUCGUACACAUUUCGAGCCUUCCUCCGAGGGUAAAGCAAAAGAGACACUCCACUACAUCCCUCUCAGCCUCGACAAAGAAAAACCCGAGGUCGUAGAUAAGUUGGAUUUCCUUAAGGCUCCUUUCACAUUCGAGCGUAGUCAAUUGGCAGUGUUCUUGCGGACUCUUCGUGACACGCUCACAGAAGCCAUCUCGCCUCAGGAGGAUGACCAGGAGGAAAGUCGGACUGCGAUUGAGAUAGACUAA
This is a messenger RNA of Pleurotus ostreatus (oyster mushroom), 1266 nucleotides long. RefSeq lists its product as uncharacterized. The record is from RefSeq and is a predicted model, not a curated record. The transcript is spliced from 6 exons. Lineage: Eukaryota; Fungi; Basidiomycota; Agaricomycetes; Agaricales; Pleurotaceae. The coding region runs from base 1 to 1266 and encodes 421 amino acids.